AUGGCGCAACCACCGACGAUGCAGUCAACCCCGCGCGAUGUGGCUUAUAUCGACACCACACAAGCCUAUGACCAAUGGGCCAAUGUUUACGACACGGAUGGCAACUUCCUCCAAGCUCUCGACACUAUCGAAAUGCGUUCUCUACUUCCUGAUUUCUGGACCCAAGUGAAAAAGGAGUACUUGCGAAGACAACAGCCAAGUCGUCGGCCAUCUACCAUUACAUCAGAAUCAUCCACAAUAGUAUCUGAAGAUGGACUGGGGGCAGUAGAUGCUCAGAUUAUUGGGCUUGAUGCCUCGAAUGGUAUGCUUGAUGUGGCUCGGCAGAAAGUCCAGGAUUUCCAGCGAAACACCGCAAUCGCUGUAGACGUGAAGCUCGCCCCCUUCGACCUUCUCGAUCAAUCAUCUCUGGAUGCCGGAACCCUGGACCUUGUGAACAACACAGAUGGAAUGAUAUCUACUCUCGUUGCCGAGCAUAUUCCACUAGAUAUCUAUUUUGCAUCUGCCGCAGCCAUUCUUCGGCCAGGUGCAUGUUUCUUGAUUACAAACAUGCACGCUGAAAUGGGCCAAAUUAGUCAAGCCGGGUUUGUUGACUCCGCCACAGGCAGCAAAGUUCGCCCCUCGAGGAGUUAUGCUCAUUCUGUGACUCAUUUGUUGGCCGAGGCUGCGAAAGCCGGUUUUGAAGUUGUGUCGUUACCGUCUACUACUAACACAGGCAGCAAGGGCGAUGUCGAGGGUGUAAUUGAGAGAACAGUGACGCAAGACAUGGUCGAGAAGCUUGGGAAAAGGUCACUGAAGUAUGUUGGUGUUACUGUUUGGUUGGGAGUUUGUCUGAGAAAGAUCUGA
Talaromyces atroroseus is the source of this 843-nucleotide messenger RNA. RefSeq lists its product as hypothetical. NCBI's taxonomy places the organism in Eukaryota, Fungi, Ascomycota, Eurotiomycetes, Eurotiales, Trichocomaceae. Bases 1 to 843 code for a protein of 280 amino acids. The record is from RefSeq and is a predicted model, not a curated record. The transcript is spliced from 3 exons.